CUCCACAACGCCACAGCCCGGAGGAGUGACCCAUAGCCUUACCUCAAUACUCAGAAUGCGUCCUUUCACGCCCCGGUAGCGAUGUGAAACAAUCGCUUCAUUACCGGCACCGACAAGAACGCAUGUCCCGAAGCGAAAGCGAGAGCAUGCGCGUGCUAAACCGGUUCCUUCAACGUCCCGCCCGGUUUGCCGUCCGACACGCCAACGCAUCACAUGAGAUGGCUACCAGCGACAAGGAAACAAGACAAAGCAUCUAGACAUGAGCGGGGAUUGGCGCAUCCGCUCUGGGAUGAGAGAGGACAGCAAGUGCGCCUUGUGCGCCCGUUAUCAAGAAAUCAUACCGUCUCUCCUCCGCUCUUCCGCUCCAAAGUCCUAAUGGAUUCCCCUUACCUGCGCUCACCGGCCUUAUUGGGCUUAGAGAUGGGAAGAAUUCUUCGCCGAGUCCGCUUAAACCCACUCUGCGUGGCCUUCCACAUGUCAUACUGUGUUAUCCCGCCAAAGGUCUGACGCCCAUUAUUCCUUGCUCUCCUUCCGCCGUAGCGAGUAUGCGUAGACUAAAGCUGUUGACAUCGCU
Molecule: messenger RNA, 574 nt
Organism: Trematosphaeria pertusa
Lineage: Eukaryota; Fungi; Ascomycota; Dothideomycetes; Pleosporales; Trematosphaeriaceae
Exons: 2
Coding region: 214-507 (97 amino acids)
Source: RefSeq, a predicted model, not a curated record